Magallana angulata is the source of this 1775-nucleotide messenger RNA. RefSeq names its product tRNA pseudouridine synthase Pus10-like. The transcript is spliced from 19 exons. Gene Ontology annotation, molecular function: RNA binding; pseudouridine synthase activity. NCBI's taxonomy places the organism in Eukaryota, Metazoa, Mollusca, Bivalvia, Ostreida, Ostreidae. Gene Ontology annotation, biological process: tRNA pseudouridine synthesis. The record is from RefSeq and is a predicted model, not a curated record. Bases 159 to 1643 code for a protein of 494 amino acids.
UGAAAAACCAAAACUUCCGGAUAGAGGGCGUUGUGAUUCAAUAUGGCUGCGCCCAUGUGUGGAAAUAUAGCUUCAACAUGAGGAUGAAAAAUACUCCUUCAUGAUUGCAAUGAUUACACAUGAAUAAAAUCGUUGAACACUGAAACCAAACAGGAGAAAUGACAGCAGUCCCUAAUAUUUUUAGCUCGGAUCCGACAGUAACCAAAGAAAUCGUGCUUCUCUUGACCCAGGAUGGCCUCUGUCCCCGUUGUGUACUGAGGUUCCUGGGGGCUGGAGAUGUUGGGCUAUUCAGAGCCACCUCAGAGGAACUGGCUCAGAAAGUGAAGUCCUUGGUGGAUGACCAGGAUGACAUAUUCUCUCCCCUCCCCUGUCCCGCCUGUCUGGGGAUUCUACAAGUUUACCUAGAGGAGGGAUUCCUAAACAGGGUUGUGGAGGCGGUUAGAACCAGUGACCAUCAGUUCAAAAACUUCAUUUGUUCUCUAACUACGCCAGUCUGUUCACUGCUCAGAGAGCAUGCCAUAUUACUGCUGUUGAAAGAAAAAUUCAAGUCUCUGUACGAACACAGGGAGGUGGAGGAGAUAUCCUCAGUAAAAGAUGUCUGGAAAUGGAGAAGUGGCCCACUCCUGGCAGCAGCUCUAGAUGCUCCGUUCGAGCUCAAGAGCAAGUUUGACAUUAUUCUGAAUUUCACCUAUGAAAAGUCAGACAAAGAGUGCACGUUUCUGUCAUACCACAGUCCAGAAGUGUUCAGAAAAAGAAAGCAACAAAGGAGUUAUGGAGACACCUACACAAGGGCUAAUGUAGCUAGAGUUUUGUCCAAAAUGACAGAGGGGUAUUUCAAAAGAAACUACAGUCUUCCUAAGAGUAAUGAGACCAAUGUUUGUCUCUGUGAGGACAUCAGGUGUGUUCACGAUGCAGUCUUUGUGGCUGGUCGUUACAACAAGUACAGUCGCACUCUGAGCCAGACGCCGUGGAUUCUAGAUGGAGGAAGAAAAAGCGAAUCAUCAGUGGAGGAGGAAAUCUGUGGACCAUUGAAAAAGAAAUUUCUUUUUACAGAGCAACGAUUUUCUUCAUCUGGAAGAGAAGAUGUUGAUGUCAGAAUGUUGGGGAAAGGGAGGCCAUUUGUAGUAGAGAUGGCUGACCCUCACCGAGUCCGACUCACGCCUGAAGAUCUGGCAGAAAUACAACAGGAAAUCAACAAAUCUGCUGAUGUGAAAGUCAGAGACUUACAGAUUGUUGAAAAGAAUGAUAUCAACAAGCUGAAGGAAGGAGAGAUCGAGAAAACAAAGACGUACUCCGCGCUGUGCUGGUCCAAGGAACCUCUGUCUCAGGAACAGCUCCAAAAGCUUCAGGAGGUCAAGGAUCUGGUAAUUUACCAGAAAACUCCAAUUCGUGUUCUUCAUCGUCGACCCUUAGCGACCAGGGAAAGAGUUGUGUACAGCAUGUCAGCAGAAAAAGUUGAUGACCUUCAUUUCACCUUGAACCUCUUAACUCAAGCUGGCACCUAUAUCAAGGAGUUUGUUCACGGGGACUUUGGGAGGACCACCCCAAACAUAGGGACGCUCACUGGUGUAGAAUGUGACAUUCUGGAGCUGGAUGUUCAGAGUGUUGAGCUGGACUGGCCGCCAAGUUUAGGAGACACUUGACAUGUUGUAAAAGACAAGUCCCAAGGAAAUAGGAAUAGAAGCUUGAACCUCAUACAAUGAGUUGUCCAUUUUUGAGCUAUUAUUGUUUUUGUUAUUGAAGUAAAUAUAAAAGCAAAUAAAACAGAAACAAUG